This is a messenger RNA of Aplosporella prunicola CBS 121167, 594 nucleotides long. RefSeq lists its product as uncharacterized. The record is from RefSeq and is a predicted model, not a curated record. NCBI's taxonomy places the organism in Eukaryota, Fungi, Ascomycota, Dothideomycetes, Botryosphaeriales, Aplosporellaceae. Bases 293 to 472 code for a protein of 59 amino acids. The transcript has a single exon.
CAGGGCCUACAUAUGUGGGGUUGCAUAAGCCAUGGGGGGGGAGCGUUCGACUCGGCGUGCGUUAUUGCGAUGUGCCAGGCGGGAGACGUAGACGACGACAAAAGUGUGGGCGGAUGGACCCGUGGCCGGGGCCGGGGGUCCGGUUCAGAGCAGGAGCAGAGCAGUGGCAGGGGUGGCUGGCUAGCUAUUGUAGGCAGCCCAGCAGAUCUCUUGCCUCGGGAGGAGAGGGGCGAUUGAAUCGGGGGGUGUGGAGUCGAGUGCAGCUAGUAGGCACGACGAGACGAAAAUGAAAAUGAAACUGAAGAAUGCGCGGCGGGUGGUUGGCUCGUUUGCCGGUGCCGUUGCCGUGGCCGUUGCCGCUGCCGCUGGGGGCCGUGGCCGUGCUGCCGGUGGCUGUUUGCGUGCGUGUGUGUGUGUCGGAGGGAUGGCCGGUCGGUCGCAGGGUGGAGCGGGCGCGCUGCCGCAAUUUUAGGGUAGAGCGGAGAACUGGCGAGAGCAAUCAUGGCGAUGACGCUGCGAGCGGCCGAGAGAGGGCCCGCUGGGGCCGGUGUCGGUUCCCUUUUCUACUACAAUACUGUGUUUUUAUGGGGAAUG